Messenger RNA from Owenia fusiformis, 1101 nucleotides. The record is from the annotation of a GenBank genome assembly. Lineage: Eukaryota; Metazoa; Annelida; Polychaeta; Sabellida; Oweniidae.
CCUUUUCUAAAAUAUCACAAUUACAAGGAGCUGUUAGGUUUUCUGUGUAUACUGCCUUGAGAAAACAAACACUAAAGAAGAUUAAGGGCAAAAAGUUAAGCUCCCAAGAAUGGCUCACCCGUCAGAUAAACGAUCCUUACGCAAAACGUGCUAGACAGGAAAGUUACAGGUGUCGAAGUGCCUUCAAAUUGUUGGAGAUUGACGAUCGGUUCGGCGUCCUGAAGACAGGUGAUAUCUUGGUUGACUGUGGUGCUGCUCCCGGCUCGUGGACUCAAGUAGCUGUGGAGAGAACAAUCUCUGCACAAACAGGAGAGGAUUGCUCAACUGGCAAGGUUAUAGCUGUAGAUAUACAACGCAUGGGUCCAAUAGAGGGCGCCACUGUUUUAUCCCAAUCAGACUUUACAACACCAAAAACACAAAAGAAAAUUUUAGAUUUACUUGGAGGAAACCUAGUGGGUUCAGUUAUAAGUGACAUGGCACCAAAAGCAACGGGGAUUAAGUCGUUGGACCAUGAAUGUAUCAUAGAGCUCUGUCGUGCAGCUUUGACAUUUUCUACAAAGGUCUUAAAGCCCGGAGGAACGUUUCUCUGUAAAAUAUGGAUGGGCGCAGAACAGUCAUUAUUGGAAGAAGAAAUCAGAAAACAUUUUGUUACGUUACAUAAAGUCAAGCCUCCUGCCAGUAGGGGUGACUCUGCUGAGCUUUUUCUCUUAGGAAGACAGUUUAAGGGUCAUCGGUGAGGAUAUAUUUAAUCUACCACAAUCAGCCGUCUACACUGUUAAAGUCAUGGUCAACAAAUAUGGGACAGCAUGUUCGAUGUAUAUCUUUAUUUAUACAGGGUGUCAAUGUUUUAUAUGUCCCUGACCAUAUAUACUCAUGAUCAAUAUUUCAAAACCGCAAAAAUGAAUCCGUCGUAUUGACACUUUUUCAAUGAAAAUAUUGGAUUUAAUAUUGUUUGCUGAUCAUGAAAAGAUGUCACUCUGUCUACUAUAUGCAUACCAAGCGUCCAAUAUACAUUUGAUGAUAUCGACACAGAUCGGCACCUGACUUUGAUAACUUAUUUGACAAUAUUUUUUCAGAGUGAAAAAGAAAUGCAUGUCUUGA